AUGCAGGUGUGUAGUAGAGCGUCGUGCACGAAAGAGAAUAGACAAAAGAGACGCGCGUGCACCCACUCUUCCUCCGGCUCAGCGGAAGGAUGGCAGUGAAGCGUGCACUCGACAAGACCCUGUAGACUGCGCCGCCACACAACUUCGAGAUCUCUGCCGGAGGGACAACCUCCGUACUCCACGUGUAGACCUUGAUCGAGGUUGAUUGACGACAAGGUCAAGCAACGAAAGAUGUACCCAUUCGCCCAGGGCGUAGAAAAACGGAGCAAAUCUGGCACCGGCACCGACGAUACCGCCACCAGGACCGACUCCCGGCCGCGCGGGAUAUUCGUUACGGACGACAAGUUCCCAGACGUCAUACGCGCCCUGCGGCGGCGAGGUUGGACCCGGUCUGGUAACGCCAACAGCCCCAACUUCGACCUGAAAUGGCGGAAUCUCAGCAACAUCAACUUCCGCCUUCUCCGGAAAGACCAGUUCGUUAACCACGUCUUCAACUCCCAGCAACUCAGCAACAAAGCCCUGCUGACCGGCCACCUAGCGUUCCAACAUGACCACCAGCGACGCCAGCAGCAGCAGCAG
Ectocarpus sp. CCAP 1310/34 is the source of this 579-nucleotide messenger RNA. NCBI's taxonomy places the organism in Eukaryota, Phaeophyceae, Ectocarpales, Ectocarpaceae. The record is from the annotation of a GenBank genome assembly.